UCUAUCACCUCAAAAGCCAGAGCAGGCAGAUCUAGAAACGAGCGAUAGGCAAAAACACAAAGCAGAAAUAGCAUUUGCUUAGUGAGUUAACCCCUUGCAAAUUGCAAUGUCGUCGAUGCCGUUUGACGAUGAAUAUGAGAAGAGGCGAGCCAAGGCUUACCGGGACUAUGACAUUAUUCGCAAGCAGUUCCCAGUGCUGGUGGAGAAGACGGCCGCACUGGAUCCGCCGAAGAAGAAGACCAGGCGAUCCGCGAAGAAGAGAAAAACUGAAGCGGAGAAGAAGACCGGCGACCCGCCGGCGCCGGCCCUUACGCCGGAAAUCAGGGCGCGCUACAAGGAGCUGGCCGGGAUCAUCAAGGGCUUCCUCAAGGAGCUCGGCGACGACGUCGACGAGGCGGCGGCCGGAGGCAGCACAAGCCAGGCAGCGCCACCGCCACCUGCAGCAGCGGGAGACAAACAGUAAAUCAAGAGCUGCCGCGUGCCCUGCGCUCGCUGAAUAAAGGAGGCCGCCUCUGCCUCUCUGCUGGCAGAUUAUCCCAUCCAGUAAUAACAAUCAGUUUCCAUAUGCUUGUUUCUCAGUUACUAAGUUAAGACGUUCCGUUGUGUUAC
Molecule: messenger RNA, 609 nt
Organism: Setaria italica (foxtail millet)
Lineage: Eukaryota; Viridiplantae; Streptophyta; Magnoliopsida; Poales; Poaceae
Exons: 3
Coding region: 107-463 (118 amino acids)
Source: RefSeq, a predicted model, not a curated record